AUGGCGUGGUUAAGGUUGCAACCUGUCACCUCAGCCUUCCUCCGCUUUGGCCUCAUUACCUUUGUACUGUUUUUACAUGGUCUGCAGGUGGACGCUGGCACAGGGGCAGUUUCCCCCAUCAUAGGACAGAAUGACACAUGCUCAGGUUCUUCUGAGUGCAAGGAAGGUGUCAUCUUGCCAAUAUGGUACCCAGAAAACCCAUCUCUCGGGGACAAAAUUGCCAGGGUUAUUGUUUAUUUUGUUGCACUGAUCUACAUGUUCCUGGGAGUUUCGAUCAUUGCUGAUCGCUUCAUGGCAUCCAUAGAAGUCAUUACUUCACAAGAGAAAGAGGUCACAAUCAGGAAAUCUAAUGGAGAAACUACUACAACCACCAUCCGAGUGUGGAAUGAAACUGUUUCCAAUUUGACCCUCAUGGCUCUUGGUUCCUCUGCUCCUGAGAUUCUUCUGUCAUUGAUAGAAGUAUGUGGUCAUGGGUUUGUUGCUGGUGAGCUAGGGCCUUCUACCAUAGUUGGCAGUGCAGCUUUCAAUAUGUUCAUCAUUAUCGCCAUCUGCGUCUAUGUCAUUCCUGAUGGAGAGACUAGAAAGAUAAAACACUUGAGGGUUUUCUUUGUCACAGCUGCAUGGAGCAUCUUUGCGUAUAUUUGGUUGUACAUGAUCCUUGCAGUCUUCUCUCCAGGUGUGGUCCAGGUAUGGGAAGGCCUACUCACUUUGUUUUUCUUCCCUGUUUGUGUCAUCCUGGCUUGGAUAGCAGACAGAAAGCUUUUCCUUUACAAGUAUAUGCACAAAAGGUACCGUACUGACAAGCACAGAGGUAUUAUAAUUGAGACGGAAGGGGAUCACCCCAAGGGGAUUGAAAUGGAUGGUAAGAUCAUGAACUCCCACUUUCUGGAUGGAAACCUGGUGCCUAUGGAAGGGAAAGAAGCAGAUGAAUCUCGCAAAGAGAUGAUCCGGAUCCUCAAAGACUUGAAGCAAAAGCAUCCAGAAAAAGACUUGGACCAGCUAGUGGAGAUGGCCAAUUACUAUGCUUUGUCUCAUCAGCAAAAGAGCAGGGCAUUCUAUCGGAUUCAGGCUACCAGGAUGAUGACUGGAGCAGGCAAUAUUCUGAAAAAGCAUGCAGCUGAGCAAGCCAAGAGGAGCGUUAGCCUGCACGAAGUGCGGCCAGAGGAACCUGAAGAAUUCAUUUCAAAAAUUUAUUUUGAUCCUUGCUCCUACCAGUGUCUUGAGAACUGUGGUGCUGUCCUCCUAACCAUUGUUCGGAAAGGAGGGGACAUUUCCAAGACAAUUUAUGUGGACUAUAAGACAGAAGAUGGUUCUGCAAAUGCUGGGGCUGACUAUGAGUUUACAGAAGGUACAGUUGUUUUGAAGUCAGGAGAGAUCCAAAAAGAGUUUUCAAUAGGGAUCAUUGAUGACGACAUCUUUGAGGAAGAUGAGCAUUUCUUUGUGCGCCUCAGUAACCUCCGGGUGGUUGAAACGGAUGACCCUCCUGAGCUCAACAACUUGCCAUAUCCCAAGGCCAUACUUGCCUCUCCCUGCGUGGCUACUGUGACUAUUUUGGAUGAUGACCAUGCGGGCAUCUUUACCUUUGAAUGUGAUGUGAUACAUGUCAGUGAGAGCAUUGGAGUGAUGGAGGUGAAAGUCCUUAGGACCUCUGGUGCCCGAGGCACAGUCAUAGUCCCCUUUAGAACAGUUGAAGGGACAGCAAAAGGAGGGGGAGAGGAUUUUGAAGAUGCUUACGGUGAGCUGGAGUUCAAGAAUGAUGAAACUGUCAAAACUAUUCACAUCAAGGUAAUUGAUGAUGAGGAGUAUGAGAAAAACAAGACUUUCUUCAUUGAGCUGAUGGGCCCACGCAUGGUGGAUAUGAGUUUACAGAAAGGUGUAGUACUGAAUAAGUGGGGGGGAUUCCCCCCCACUUGUCAGCUGAUACUGGGCCAGCCCAGUGGAAGAAGGGCUCAUGAUCAGGACUGCCCUAAACCACCAUCAGUUUCGAGUCGUGAGGAGGAGGAGCCACACAAGGAAGCUCUGACAAUGGAAGAGGAGGAAGCCAAGCGGAUUGCAGAAAUGGGAAAGCCAAUACUGGGCGAGCAUCCCAAACUGGAGGUCAUCAUUGAAGAGUCCUAUGAAUUCAAGAGUACGGUGGACAAGCUGAUCAAGAAGACAAACCUGGCCUUGGUUGUAGGGACACAUUCCUGGCGGGACCAGUUCAUGGAAGCCAUUACUGUCAGUGCAGCAGGAGAUGAAGAUGAAGAUGAGUCUGGUGAGGAGCGUCUGCCCUCUUGCUUCGACUAUGUCAUGCACUUCCUGACUGUCUUCUGGAAGGUGCUCUUUGCCUGUGUCCCGCCCACUGAAUACUGCAAUGGCUGGGCUUGCUUUAUUGUGUCCAUCUUGAUUAUUGGCAUGCUCACCGCCAUCAUUGGAGACCUAGCUUCUCAUUUUGGCUGCACUAUUGGCCUUAAGGACUCAGUGACGGCUGUUGUCUUUGUGGCCUUUGGUACUUCAGUUCCAGACACUUUUGCUAGCAAAGCAGCCGCCGUCCAAGAUAUGUAUGCAGAUGCUUCCAUUGGCAAUGUCACAGGCAGUAAUGCUGUCAACGUCUUCUUGGGCAUUGGACUGGCGUGGUCAGUGGCCGCCAUCUACUGGGCUUCCAAGGGACAGGAGUUCCACGUGUCCGCAGGCACUCUCGCCUUCUCUGUAACGCUGUUCACUAUCUUUGCUUUCGUCUGCAUCAGCAUCCUGCUGUACCGAAGACGGCCUCACCUUGGAGGGGAACUAGGAGGCCCCAAAGGGUGCAGACUUGCCACGACUUUGCUCUUUGUGAGCUUGUGGCUACUGUACAUUUUGUUUGCCACCCUGGAAGCCUAUUGCUACAUCAAAGGAUUUUAAGCUCAGAAGAAGAUGAUCAAGUUGGAAGG
Molecule: messenger RNA, 2909 nt
Organism: Eublepharis macularius
Lineage: Eukaryota; Metazoa; Chordata; Lepidosauria; Squamata; Eublepharidae
Gene: SLC8A3
Product: solute carrier family 8 member A3
Exons: 11
Coding region: 1-2880 (959 amino acids)
Biological process (GO): cell communication; calcium ion import across plasma membrane; sodium ion transmembrane transport
Cellular component (GO): axon; sarcolemma; postsynapse
Molecular function (GO): calcium:sodium antiporter activity
Source: RefSeq, a predicted model, not a curated record